This is a messenger RNA of Aricia agestis (brown argus), 3223 nucleotides long. RefSeq lists its product as uncharacterized. NCBI's taxonomy places the organism in Eukaryota, Metazoa, Arthropoda, Insecta, Lepidoptera, Lycaenidae. The coding region runs from base 1 to 2112 and encodes 703 amino acids. Gene Ontology annotation, molecular function: transmembrane transporter binding. Gene Ontology annotation, cellular component: Golgi apparatus; trans-Golgi network transport vesicle; membrane. The record is from RefSeq and is a predicted model, not a curated record. The transcript has 14 exons. Gene Ontology annotation, biological process: negative regulation of protein localization to cell surface.
AUGGCGACGACCGGAGUGGGAUUUCGUUGGUUAGAUAUAUUAGAAAAGGAAUUUGAUAAAGCAUGUGUCGAAUUAGAUACUUCUAUAACGGAGUUGGAAACGGAAGAUCCAGAAAUUGUUUUUUCUGCCCGUCAGAAGGUUGCUACAUUGAGUUCAUGCUUCGCUCAGCUAACACACAAAGCUCUUACUAUUUUCCAAAAUAGUGCUAAGCUGGAGGCGGAACUUGUGGAUAUGCGCGCUGAGCUGAUACAAGCGAGAGCGGCUGUAGCGUGUAGAGACGGCGACAUGAUCUCCAACGUGGCUGAGAGCGUGCGGGCGCGGACGGAGGCGGCGCAGCUCGCGCGGGAGAACGCGGCGCUGCGCGAGACCGUGCUGGCGUUACACUCCGAGCUGUUCGGUGCCAGAUUAGCAACAAAAUACCUGGACAAGGAGUUGGCGGGACGGAUACAGCAGCUCCAGCUGCUCGGCAGAGACAUGCGCUCCGAGUUGAGGGACUCGCUGUGGGCACAGGUGGAGGCGGAGAUCCUGCUGCAGCGUCACAAGACGCUAGUGCGCGUGUGUCGCGGUCUGUCGCCGCGGCCCGCGCGCCCGCCGCCCGCCGCGCGCUCCCGCCCCCGCACCGUGUGCGUGCGCCGCUCCCCGCACCUCGGCCUCGGCAUCUCCGUCACGGGUGGUCGCGAGCACGGCGUGCCGAUCCUGAUCUCGGAGCUGGAGGCGGGCGGGCCGGCGGCGCUCACCGGCCAGCUGUACGUCGGCGACGCCAUUCUCGCCAUCGACGACUGUGAUCUCACGCAGGCGUGCCACAAGGAGGCGGUGCAGGCGCUGCAGAGCGUGAAGGGGGACUGCGCGCUCUGCGUACAAUUCAUAGCCACCGACGACGACGACCGCAUGUCAGAGGAUAAUUACCGGUUUCCGUUGUACCCGGAGGAGGGGUCUUACGGCGAGGAGGCGGACGGCUCCGGCGCCACGCCCACCGCGCCGCGCACGCCAGACUACACGCACAGAAGAGGUUCAAUAGGCGACGGGUACGCGGAGUACAGCGCGGUGCGCAACAACCUCGCCAUACUGGACAUGGACGACGACUCCAUUAAGAUUGAGGCGCGCCUAGAGAUGGCGCCGGUGUCAGCUGUGUCGGCGGCGUCGGGGGUGUCUGUGUACUCGUCCGCGUCGCCGGUGUCCACGCCCGUGCACGCGCCCCGACCGCAGCUCAAGAAGAAGAGGAAGCCGCAGGAUUGGAGAACGAAAGGAGCGUACUGCGCCAUAUCGCCUGACGCGCCCUCCUCCGACGAGCCGCCGGACACCGCGCUCGACGCGACCGACAUGACGCACGACAUGUCCGACACCCCCCACAAUACGUUGCAGAACAUGGCCAGCAACAUCACGCAGAAUAUCACCGGCAACAUGUCACACAACAUAUCUAAUAACUUAGCCCAGAAUAUGACAAACAAUUUGAUGCAGAAUGUGUCUCAAAACGUGAUGCAAAAUUCCCACAAUAUGACAAACAACACGACGCAGAAUAUGUCAAACAACAUGCCUCAGAGUAUGUCGAACAACAUGCCGCAGACUAUGUCAAACAAUAUGACGCAGAGUAUGUCAAACAACAUAGCGCAGAAUUUGUCGAACUAUACGUCACAGAACGUGACGCAUAACUCUCACAGUCUCAACAAUAUGGUGCAGAAUAUGAGCGACAACGUGCCGCGACAAGACGUGUCGCCGGAUGUGACGCACCACACGCGAGAGGCAAACAACUGCAACAACAACAUAGAUCACACAUCCAUCGCCCUAGACAACGGUAUAGACUCCUCCAACUCGCAAAGCGCUAACGAUACGCCGACAUCCGAGUUGAAAGCAGCGAGCGUGCCCGUAGCGGACCUCGUAUCGACGUCGGACGAGCCGCUAGUACAAACGCCCCAAAACAACGCCACCGCCACGAGAAAUGUCCUCAAACCGCCCAAACUAAACGGAGACUCCCGAUUGAGGAGAGACACUAAAGGUUUUCGGAUAGGUUCAGCUCGACGCGUGACGGAGGCGGAGCCCCCGCCGGCCACGCCCUUCCCCGCCUCCCGCCUGCUGCCCGGACACGGCGACCCGGACUUCGGCACCCCUGUCUAACCGCAGGGCAACAGUAAAAUGCGAUUUAUAAGCUAAAUGUCACAGCCGAAACUUAACAGUCUACUUAAUUUCGGUCGCUUAUUAUACUGUGCGUAGAAUUGCGUAUUAUACUGCCCAUAAUGGCGUGUCUUUGUCACUCGCUUAUGAAUUCAAAGCUAUCGCACUCCUAUUGCACAAUUGCGAAAACACUGCAGCAUCUUAAUCGAGUGUGAAAAGGACAAGCUACGAUGAGUAUGACUACAAUAAUAAUAGAUAAAUAAAUCACCAAUUAUAAUCAAAUUGACAUUUUAUACAUUGAGCUUAUAAAUCGUUUUCUCAUUUGUUUACUUUGUAAGAAGAGAAUAAAACACAGGGGUCAUGCUCAGUCCAUUCUUAAUGUGACUCAAUAAAAACGCAUCUUGUGAUAUCACAUAAUAUUACGUAUUGGUAAUAUAUUGUGGGUUUAGUAAUAUUAUGUAUUUGAAUACAUAUAGAUCGCUGUCAAAUAAAUCCUUAGGGCGACAGUUUUAAGGCAGCAAUAAGACUGAUUUAUCAGAUUUAGUCAGAACUGACUAAAGACUGUCGUGUCAUAGAGGACCGGCAAGCCUUUUUUAAAAAAUAAAUAAACCGUAAUUUCUCGAUAAAAAAAUUACCGUUUCGAGAUAAAACAAAUGUGACGUCACAAGUUUGCUAUGUAUCAAUCUCAUAAUAUAACGUGCGACUCCGAGUCAUUUAGUGAGACUGUACUCUUAUUUAGUUGUAAUGUAAGACCUCGCCACCUUGGCAAUAUUCUAGACUUUAGGUAACAGAAACAUUCACAUAAUAUUAUCAUUAGUAAAGACUACCCUACUAAACUUAACCUCUUUUAUUUGUAAAUAUUAAGCUUGGGGGAUUAUUUUUCUUCACUUUUAGACUUAUGUAAUGUAUUAUAAUAUUAUGUUUAUUUUUUAUUUAUUGAAGAAACGUUUAAUUGUCUAGGUAAUUCCUGUUGUAACGUGAGUCGUGACUGUAUUUAAUUUCAAAAUAUUCUUUUUCGAAGACAGCAGAAACAUUGACAGCUGUCAAACUCAAUGCUGCCAGUAAAAUAAUUGGAAUCUAUAUAUUAAUACGUGAGCCAAAAACUUUGUAACCC